AUGAUUAGAAGUCCAGAUUUGGAUUCCUUUGUUUGUUGUGCUGUGUGUUCACAAAUAAUACAACCAUCACCACCUUCCAACGCUAUUUUUCAUCGGAUUCGGGAGUAUAAGCCUUUCAGAACACGGUAUUACACUCAUCGUGAUAUACUGGAGAUUGGAGCAGACAUUCAACAAGAACAGCAUAGAAAGAAGGAGGCAGAGAUACAAGAGCGCAUUGAAAAACUGAAAGCUGAACUUUGGUCUCAGGCUGAAACGUACAAGGAAGAUGCAGUGGAUAAAGCUCUCAAAGAGGCAGCCGCUAACCACAGUGCAGUUGUAGAAGACCUUAAACAAAAACUUGGAACGGAAUUAAGGGAAGAGGUGAGGAAGGCAAAGGCAGAGGUGCAGCAGUACAUGGAGGAUGAGCGGAAGAGAGAGGCUGAAGCUGCAGAGGAGCGCAUGGCUCACAGACUUCAAUGCGCUCUCAUGGAGUGUGCCCGGGAGAAGAUGGAAGCGGUGGCCGAAGCCAGGAAACAGGAGAGGGAGGCAGCCCUGGAGAAAGCAGCCAGGCAGCACAGAAAGCACUUAGAGCAACUCAAAGAAGAAAGUAUGUUAGCUGAGGAACUGUAUCAUAAGAGUAUAGAGCAAUUAAACAAAGAAAAACAUCAUGAGAUUAAUAUUGCCCUGAGUGUAGCACGAAAACAGAAUCAGAUUGAGACUGAAAAGCAGCUCAGAGAAGCAGAGACCCAGCACCUUGAUGAGCUGGAAAAAGCGAUGGCUAUGCUGAAAGCAGCAGAAGAACAGGUAAAGACUCUCACACAAGAACUGGAAAAGAUGACAGCCUGGAAGGACAGCCUGGAAACUGAAAUACAAGCAACAAGACAAGCUUUUCAAAAGUAUAUUGAUGCCACGUUUCCUAACCUGUCCCCUGGACAAGCAGAUUUUAUUCUGCCAUUCAGAAAAGCGUUUAAGCAGAAGGACACCCCAGAAGAAGCAGAGGAGAGUGAUGAGGAAUAUAAGACAACUAGUGUUGGAAAUGUGAGAUUUACAGCCACAGGUGAACAGAACUACAAAUAG
Messenger RNA from Eurypyga helias (sunbittern), 1056 nucleotides. RefSeq names its product chromosome unknown open reading frame, human C6orf163. Bases 1 to 1056 code for a protein of 351 amino acids. Lineage: Eukaryota; Metazoa; Chordata; Aves; Eurypygiformes; Eurypygidae. The record is from RefSeq and is a predicted model, not a curated record. The transcript is spliced from 5 exons.